GUCCCGAAAAAUGGCGCCGACGAUCCCAAUUACGGUGUGUCAAUCUGUUGGCAGCCAAGCUGAAGUAUUGUAGAGGGAAUGCCGUCUACUGUUUGUAAAACUAAUUAGACGUGAUUGUUGAAACUCUUUAUUGAAAAUGCUUGAGAAUAUAUUACAUGUAUAUUGCUUAAUUUUUUGAAGUUUUCAACGCUGUUGCAGGCAUGUGUUUGGCCAGCUAUGUGGGGCGGGUUGAGCGUGAACCAGAAAGUGCGGGGAUCUCGUGUGUGUGUGCGCGCGCGCGCGCGGGGGCGCGCUGUUCUGUCGUUGCUGGCUCGUCGAAAAAGAAAGUUGACCGGUGUUGUGCCGAGUUUUGCAUGCCUGCCGGUCAUCGCGGCGAAGGGCCAGCCUGUCGCGUGUGGUCCCGUUCUUCAGGGAGACGUCUCCGGAGGGGGGGCAAGCCCGGGAGGUGCUCAGUCCCGACAGCGAAGACCCUCCCCCCUGACCCUCCGCUGCCGCUCCGGCCAACGGCUCGGCUUGCGGAGACGUCCGCAGUCCGUCCCAGUCGAGCGACGAGCAGAGUUCCGAGGCCAGCGUGGUCGCCGACAUCAUCGGGGGCGAGGUGACGCUUCACGCCGACACGCCCGAAAAUCUCACCCUCGCCCUCCUGGACAGCGUGACCGGAAGACGGUACGGGCAGUGCACUGAGACGUUGUUGGACGACUUCAUGCUGACCCAUCCCAUCUACCUGACGGCAGACACCUUCCAGCAAGUUCUACUGCAGCAAUUUUCUGUGCAUGUGGGGGAGGGGCCAGGGCCAGGUGGUGAAAAGGAUGACAGAGAAGGAGGGGGCCUGGAUGCCGUGCACAGGAAGCGGGCGGUCCUCAGUGUUGCCUUCCGAUACCUCGACACGUACCGAGAACUCCUGCAAGAGGAGGGCGACAAGUUCCCCAAGGAGUUGUACGGGUGCGUGCUUCAGGAACUGAGUUGUCAUCCCGAGCUGGUGGACGAUGUGGUCAAACUGCAACGCUGGACAGAAAUUUUACACUGCCCCUGUGACGAGGAGAAGGAAAGCAGAAGGAAGCAAGUGCGACCGCUCUUCAGACACUUUCGACGAAUCGACGCCUGUCUGCAGCCCAGGGAGGCGUUCAGAGGCUCUGAUGAGAUCUUCUGCAGGGUCUACACUCCCGAUCAUUCCUACGUCACCAUCCGCAGUCGCCUGUCCUGCCGUGUGGGAGACAUCCUGGCUCUGGUUCGAGAAAAGCUGCAGUACAGCGAUGAGCAGCCGCUUCUUCCCGGAAACCUCAUCCUGGUGGCGGUCACGUCGGCUGGAGAAAAGGCAGUGUUUCGGCCCAGUGACGAGGCCGUCUUCACCACUUUGGGGGUCAACACUCACCUGUUCACCUGUGAACCCUCUGAACUGGAGUCGCUGCUUCCUCUUCCCGAGGAGAUCCACUGGACACCCGGAGACAGCAAACUUCAUGACAUGUCAGCAGAGGAAGUGGCCAACCAGCUGGUGGCGUUUGACUGGGAGCUCUUCAGCUGCGUGCACGAGGUGGAGUUUGUGUGUUACGUGUUUCAUGGAGAGCAGUCCCGCUGGCGCCCCCUCAACCUGGAGCUGGUACUGCAGCGCUGCAGUGAGGUCCAGCACUGGGUUGCCACCGAGAUCCUGCAGUGUCACUCCCUGCCAAAACGAGUCCAACUGCUCCGCAAGUUCAUCAAGAUCGCAGCGCUCUGUAAACAGCAGCAGGACCUUCUGUCCUUCCUCGCUGUGCUGCUCGGCCUCGACAACCCCGCCCUCAGCAGACUGCGGCUUACCUGGGAGGGUCUUCCAGGGAAGUUCCGGAAACAGUUUCAGCAGUUUGAAAGCAUUGCUGAUCCUUCCAGAAAUCACAAGUCCUACAGAGACCUGAUCACCAGUCUGAGACCUCCACUCAUCCCCUUCACUCCUCUGCUGCUUAAAGAUUUGACUUUUCUUCAUGAGAGUUGUAAGACUUUUCACGGCCAGCUGGUCAAUUUUGACAAGAUGCACAAAGUUGCCGACAUGGUGCGAAGCAUACGAAGAUACCGUAGUGGACAGCUGGCCAUGGAUAUGGAGACGUCGCCAUCCCACCUGCAGACCAAAGCGUACGUGCGACAGCUGCAGGUGAUCGACAACCAGAACCAUCUCUUCGACCUGUCCUGCAAACUGGAGCCCAGAGACACGUAGAGAUGCCAGGACGCGUCCCACCUCCUCUUCCUCCCUCUCAGCGAACACGUUAAAAGCUUCUUAACAGGCAGCCAAUCAGGCGAAGCUCGGCAGCCAUCUUGUCUCCUUCCUGACCACAGACGACAUGUAGUCGCAGUUUGACCUCGACCCAGCUGAUGAGGUGAGCCUAGUGAUGGAUGAUUUAUCUCUUCAAAGGUCAACCUCUGACCUCAGGGGCGUGUCUUUCUUCUUAAUGAAUGAGGAGGACAGCAGAGAAGUAAACAAAUGUUUAGUCAUUUCUGUCUGGGAAGGUGUACCGUGACACUCUAUGGGCGGCGCUUGUGCAAUAACAGGAGGCGAUGCACGUCUGGUGUCAACCAAGCAUGUCGACGACGCUCAGGGCUCCCAGGUUUUGUGUACUUUUUGUGAUGAUGAUUAAGACUUAUUUUUCUUCUUUCCCUUGUUGUCUUAGGAUCAUUUCGAUCAACAAAGACAGAGGGAUAUUUUUUUAAACGUUGUCUCAUUGCAACGCUAAAUGACAUCACACGUCUGCUAGUUGACACCUGGCGGGGCUCUGCUGCGGCCAGUCCUGGAUUCAAGUCAUUCAUUUCCAAAUAUCAAACAGGCGUCUCAAAAGAUGACAAAAUUCCAAUUCCAAAAUACACAUGAGACAGGGUAUGAAUGUUGGGCCGCGCGGCGGAUGAGUGUUUAGCAUGUAGGCCACACAGCGAGAAGAUCCGGCUUUGAUUUUCUGCUCCGGCAUCUCUUCGUGGAGUUAGCAUGUUCUCCCUGUGCAUGGCUUUUCUCCGGGUAAUCCGCUUUCCUCCCCAGUUCCAAAAACAUGCUAGCUGUUAGCUUGAUCGGCCACUCCAAAGUGUCCAUAGGUAUGAAUGUGGGUGGGAACGGUUGUUUGUCGAUACGUGCCCUGUGAUCGGCCGGCCACCGGUACAGGGUGUACCCCGCCUCUCGCCCCCAAAGACAGCCGGGAUAGACUCCAGCAUACCCCCACCACUAUAGUGAGGAUAAGCGGUGUAAAAAACGGAUGGCCGGACAGUAUGAACUGUUUAAUCUUCCGAGUCCAUGAAUGAAAGAAAUGAAUCAGUAGAUUAAUUUACCCGCUGACUAAAAUAUCUGUCGGCGAGCCAGGGCUGAUAGUGAGUAACAGCGCCUCCCGUAUGCUCAAAGUGUUAACCAAUUAGCGUUGUCAUAUUGAAACAAGAUCGGCAUCCUUGUGAUUUCAGAUCGAUUUAGAAGAAGUAUUUUGACCUGUUAGCAUCACAGGUAGUCUCAGGAAACUCGCUGGGUGUUGAAGCCUCCUGCCGGACAACAUAGAAACAUUCAAAGUAGACGUGAACGGCCGGUCUUUGCUGUAAAACUCAGGCGUGUCCGUUUGUAAAGGUCGCGUAUGGAGUGGCUGACCUUGAAACAUGUACAUAGUGUGAGUGUGUAAAUACUUCCAAACGAAAGGAGAAUCUAUUUUAAAGAUGUUUGUUUCACGUAGAGAUGAGAUUUUAUUCACGUGUGUUGUUUACAUUGUGCCAAACCGUGAGCCAUGACAAGUAAAGAUCCACGUUAGCAUGACGAUGGUAUUUGUCAAGGGUCGAGGAGCGAGCUACACGAGCUGGCAGUGCUGUAGCAUUUGCGCUUUCAGUUGUGAACUUGUAACUUUGUUCUCUGAAAUGUAACCAAGAAUUUGUAUGCUUUAAAAGUAUGGAGACAACCACCAAUAUUUUUGCAACCUUUUUCUUUGUAAUGAUUUGGCACUUUAAGAUGGCAUUCCUAUUUUGAAACGAUGCAUCACAAUGUUGUUUCCUGCAGUUGCUCAAAUAAACCCGAUGAAGGCGACAUUGUGCUCUUCCAUUGUGUCAUCACGCCCGGCAUCACACGAUGUGUGUGAUGGACGGAAAUCACCCCCUGGAGUGAGGCGUGUAGGGCCGAGUGCCCACGCCUCCUCCAAGGGGCACCAGGGAAUGCACUCGCCCCAUCCAGUAGGGAAUGUCACUCCCGAGGGACAAAUCUCCUGUGUUGGAUCAUGUGAGUACGGGCGCGGCGCGUCCCGUAUGGCACCGAUGUCCAACCCCCUUCAGUCGGGUCCAUAUCGGUACACAGAAUUACAAUUUGUAUAUAUUUUUUCAUAUUUGAGUGUUUUGUAUUUUGUCCCUUUUAAUUUGAGAUGUGUAUAUGUGUGCAUAUGUGUCUUUUUCUUCUUUUCUUUCUGCUUUUCCCUUUAGGGGUCGCCACGGCAAAUCAGCCGCCUCCAUCCAACCCUGUCUUUCUCACACCCGCUACCCUCAUGUCCUCCUUCACUACAUCCAUAAAGCUCCUCUUUGGCCUUCCUGUACGCCUCCUACCCGGCAGAAUCCUUCUACCGAUAUAUUGACUAUCUCUACUCUGGACAUGUCCCAACCAUCUCAGUCUGUCCUCUCUGACUUUAUGUCCAAGGUCUCUAACAUGUAAUGUCUUUCAGAUGAACUUGUUCACGAUCCUAUCCAUCCCAACGAGAACGUCAGCAUCCUCAUAUCUGCACCGGGGGUGGGGGGGCGUAGCGGCAAAGGUGUUUGAUGAGCGCAAUGCAUAAUUGUGUCUUUGGAUGCAGGAGUGCGUGGCCUCUGAUGUUUCCCCCUCCAGAUUUACAAAGACACAAUGCAGCUCCCUCCGACCUUCUCUGUACUUCUCUAUGAACAUUCUCAAAGCAAUACAGCAUCUGUAGUACUCUUUUUUAUUUUUUGGCAUGAAACCCUACUGCUGCUCCCACAUGGUGACCUCUGCCCUUAGCCUAGCUUCAAGUAGUCUAUGCCAUAACUACCAUCUGGUGCCUUCCUACUCUUCAUCUCUUUUUUCUCACUUCCUCUUUACCAAUGUUUGGUACUUCCAGGUCCACAGCAGAUACCUCUUCUACUCUUCCUUCUUUCUUGUUUUCCUCAUUCAUCGACUUUAGAAAUUUUUUUUGUCCAUCCUCCCAACCCAUAACCGGCAUCUGUCAGUACACUUCCAUUCCUAUCCUGGACCACUCUAACCUGCCGCACGCCCUUCCCGUGUCCGUCUCUCUGCCUCGCCAACCUGUAGGGAUCCAUCUCUCCCUCCUUACUGUUCAAGCUAGCGUAGGAGUCAUCAUAGACCUCUUGUUUUGGCUUUCCUACCUCUACUUUCACCUUAGCAUUCAUCUCUCUGUACUCCCCCUCUACUCUCUUCAGUCCUCUCCAUGUCCCACUUGUUCUUAGGUAACCUUUUUGGCCGUAUACACUCCCGCACCUCCUCAUUCAUGGUCCAGUCAUCCAGGAAGCACCUCCCGACCAUCCAGAGCGUGUCUCAAUUUCUGCCUAAAAGUCCUAUAACACUUUUGUUUCAGAUUUGAGCAUUUGGUCAUCUGCUCUGCCUUUGCCCUCUCGGUCUUCCUCACCGUGAGGGUUCUUCUACACACCACCGUCUUAUGCCGUCUGGCUACACUUUGACCUCCCACUACUUUGCAGUCACGAUCUCCUUCAGAUGACAGCGUCUACACAAGAUGUAGUCUACCCGUGGACUCCUACCCCCGCUCUUACAGGUCCAUUCAAGGUUGCCCCGAUGACAACUCCUUCCCUUCCAGGAAUGCUCUGUAAGACUUCAUCGGCGUCCAGCCAGUUUUUCUCUUUUUCCUCCAACUCCCAUCCCGCUCAUGGGACAUACCCGCUAACAACAUUGAACAGCGCACCUUCAUUUUUCAUCCUCAGACUCAUCACCCUAUCUGACAGUGUUUUUACCUUCCCAAGCAACUCCUCCUACUCCAUUGGUCUUCCAUCUCAACGAUGAUGGAACAAGUUGAACUCCGCCCCUAUAGGCAGUCAGACUAGACAGUUUGUUCCAUCAGAGGUGGCCAGAGGUUACAAACAUUCAUUCAUUUCCGGUUGGUAGAUUGUUGAGUUGAGGGAUUAGCAACCAUUAAAGAUACAAGAAAUCAUUCCGAUUGCCAUGAUGAUGGCUGUCUGUCUUAACCAUAGCGGUCGGAAUUCUUAUAUUUUAGCAUUAGGUCAGUCGAUUUGAGGAAAUGGAGUAUUUUCAAUGGUGUUUUCAUGUCAACAGGUCCUGAUUAACCCGGGAAAUGUUGUUUCACCUGGCAAAGUCCUGAUGUUUGUAUAACUAUGCUUCUGUACUGUCUUUUGCAGUUAAUUUCUUCUCUUCACCUGUGUGCCAACAUAAAUUAUCAGUUGGAUAUUGUAUGUAAGUGUCCAGUUAAAUGUCAUGUGUUGUAAAAGUUUAUUCCUUAAAGGGAACUGGCCAUUGUGAGCUAAAUUGUUAAAUUUUUUUUCAGUAGGACAUGCCGAUGCACACACUACAAUGAGACACAGCCAGUUGAGUCAGCCAUAAUGUUUUGACAGCAUCAAAGCUUUAUUUGUAUUCAUCACUAUGGCGGCCUGUAGUGGACAAAAGGAAUAACGAUUUUGAUUACAAAAGGCAAUUCCAUGUCAGCCCAUUGACAGAAAGGUUGAGUUUUAUCUCAUGGAAUGUAAAGUUUGAACAUAUACGAAUACAUAGUCACACAAAGGUUGUAAGUUACACCAAAUGACAAGAAAAUAGUAAAAUAGACUCCUAUAAAGGACACUGCAGUCGCAGGGCUACCUAUAGUAUUUGUCAGCCUUUUGUGGUAGAAGGUCUGCAAGGAUGUUAAGACCUUGCCAUUCAAUGUGACGCAACUUUGCAGUUUGGGUUGAUGAAAUUGCUUGUGGCCUGGCGCCCAGCUGCACCGGCCACGCCCCGAGGAUCCCACACGCUCACGGCCCCGCUGCCACCGGCGGCCCACGGAGGCCCCGCCCUCGCUGGGGUCCCGAGACGGCUCAAGCCACGCCUACCCGGCGGCCAAGCCAC
Molecule: messenger RNA, 7006 nt
Organism: Doryrhamphus excisus (bluestripe pipefish)
Lineage: Eukaryota; Metazoa; Chordata; Actinopteri; Syngnathiformes; Syngnathidae
Source: RefSeq, a predicted model, not a curated record